GCCAUCAUACCACAUGAGCGAAGGGAUGGAAACGGCUUCAGUGACAUCGCUGCUGGCAGUGGACGCGUCGAUGCUAGUGGACAUCAAGAAGGAAUUGGAAGAGAUUCACAUCAUGAUGGAUGCGUCCCCGCUGCAUGUAGUUCGUCCUGGAAGUCCUCCGUCGGCACCGACGCCGGUAAAGUCCCCGUCCAACAACGUAUCCAUUCGCAAGCGGUUCAAGACAGCGGUCCGUCAGCUCGUUUUCAUGGAAAAGGCUAAAGACAAGAUGCAAGAAGCAUACGAGAACGAAAGCAUGUGCCGGUUGCGAAAUAUGCCGUCCCUUUCGCUUCUUUGUGCAGUGCCGUUGUUUCAGUCGUUGGACAGCACUGCCCUGAUGGACUUGAACGCACAUGUUCAAGUCACAUCGCAUGCUGCCAACAGCACGAUCUUUGCUAAGGGGUUGGAGUCUUCAGUCUACAUUAUUAGAUGCGGCACGGCAUGGGUGAAAGCUCCAGGGAAGGAGAGGUCUUGCGGCGAGUUCCAUCACGAUGAUGUCAUGUGCGACAGCGGAGACAUCAUCGAUCCCGUCGAGUUUCUCAGCAAAAACGAUCAAUACAAGUGCGUCGCUGUCGGACCAGUCGAAGCAUUGGCCAUCCCUCGCGAGGUGGUGCUCAAGUACAACGACAAGCUUCCAACGUUGUCGACUUCGCUGCACAGCGUUCGCUACACGAACAAGGCCAGCGAGAGUUUUCGAAAGUGGGCGAGUCACACGGCUGGCUUAUUGCGCCACGAGGCCCGCGACAUUUCGAUGAACGAACCGACGAUCCCAACCAGCCCGAGCGUCGUGUCGCCGCAGUCGUUCAUUCGCGAAAUUUUGCUCUCGAUAUCACCUGAACUUGACCUUGACCACUGCAUUCAAUGCAUGGCGCGGCUCUUCGCUCGAGUCUUGCAUGCCAGCACCAUUCGUCUCUUCCUGCUAAGUCCACGAGGCACGCACUUCAUCACCAAGUUUGCGACAGACACGGGCCCAGGGGUCCAAGUGCCAACUUCCCUGGGAAUCCCAGGUUUGGUUUAUCGCCAUCAGCUGCCGGUGCAAGUGACCGUCGCGACCGCCGACGUCACCACGAUGCCCCAAGUUGACUGGGUGGCUUACAGAAAACAUAAAUCCAUCUUGGCUGUGCCAGUCUUCCAGGCCAAGACGACCGACGUCGUCCUGGCCGUGUGGGAAGUCAUCAGCGACUCGAUCAAGUACUCAAGUCAUGAGAAGAACUUGCUCGAGCUCGCAGCGACUUUCAUGCAGCCAUACUUGUCGCAGUGCGACCGGCCUACUCACCGCUUGGGGUCCGUCUCGCAAGUGGAGACGCCGUCGCGAUUGCGGACGCGCAUUCUACGGCUCGCGACAAAGGCAUCAAGCAUUCAGCUCACUGUCGGACUGUACCACGGCCACGAGCUGCUUGUGCCAGAGGUGAUGCUCGAGUCGACGAGAGGCACGGCACUGAGUGGCACGGGCGUGAAAGAGUUUGAAUUCGACGGCGACAUCUCGUUUCAGUGCUCCGUGCAAAGCCUGCCCCGUGCUGUGCACGUGCUGUGGCGUGUCCAGACGGUGGCGAAGCAAUCCAAGCUGUUGGCCCAUGCUGCGUUGCUGCUCUUCUCGUACGACCAUUUUCUCCGCACGGGCACGGUGUCGCUGAGGUUGACCCACGCGUCCGACGGCGAGUUGCUCCCGAUUGGGUUUGAAGAAUGCAUACUUCCGUCGACGCAUCGACAAGACAAUUACAUCGUGGUCGAUUUUCCCAAGUACCAGUACCCGCUGACGUACCGCAGCAACGAUAUCGCGGCCAACGCGUCGUUGGUGGCGCCAUCCCCGAGUCUGACCGACAGCGCAGCACCAUCCCCCGUUUUGGUCGCGUUCAUGAAGGACCCCAUGCGGCCACUGACGAAAGAGCACAAGGAAUACUUGUGGACUAGUAGACAUACCUUGACAGCUAUCCCCGCCGCGCUCAUGCCGUUCUUGCUCUCGGUGGACUGGGCCAACCGCGUCCACGUUACGGAAGCGUACACGUACAUGUAUCGAUGGUCCGCGCCGACAUAUCUCCAGGCGCUCCAGUUGCUCAGUCGCAAGUUUCCGGACCCGUUUGUUCGGGCCUACGCCGUGCGAUGCUUGGAUUCGUUACCAGACUACCGCUUGCGCCUGUACCUGCUGCAACUUGUACAGGCGCUCAAGUACGAGCCGCACCACGACUCGGCGCUCAUGCGAUUCCUCUUUGUCCGCGCGGUCAAGUCUCCCAGCGAGGUCGGGUACGCACUCUUUUGGCUCCUCCAAGCCGAACUGCAUCUUCCCAAUGUCCACGAACGAUUUCAACUGCUCAGCACGCAGUACCUGUGUCAUUGCAGCACCUACCGGUUGGAGCUGUACCAGUCUGCAUACAUGAUGCGACUCUUGGAGGGCAUUGCGACCCAAGUGAAACAGCAGCAGUCCAAGGCAGCGUGUGAUGCGACGCUGCGCCAGCAACUCGGCGCGGCCACCGUGCCAGAAUGCUUUCAGCUACCGCUGCAUCCGAACGUGUUUUACACAUCAUUUGUACCAGACCAGUGCCGUGUGAUGGACUCGGCCAAGAAGCCGCUCUUCUUGUGCCUCACUCCCAUGAAGCAACAGGCGCCGUCAUCGUCGAUGCUCCACAGCACCAUCUUCAAGUGCGGCGACGAUCUCCGCCAAGACCAACUCACACUCCAGCUCCUUCGCGUCAUGGACGAUUUGUGGAAGUCGGCAGCGCUCGACUUAAAAGUGUUGCCAUACGCGUGUGUGUCGACAGGCCACAACAUCGGGUUCAUCCAAGUCGUGCAUCAGGCGUCGACGCUUGCGAGUAUUUGCUGGGAGCGCCAUCGCCAUCAAAAGAGCCGACGAAUGCGAAAGGCGGCCGCGGUCAAAACGGCCAUGUGGGGCAAAAAUGUUUUGGCCGAGUGGCUUGCUGAAAAGACCACCGACUCGAACGAGGACGUGACCGCCAUGUUUGUCUUGUCUUGCGCUGGGUACUGCGUUGCCACGUACGUCCUCGGAAUCGGUGAUCGACACAACGACAACUUGAUGCUGACCGAAUCGGGCCGCUUCCUCCACAUCGAUUUCGGUCACUUUCUCGGCCACUUCAAGACGUGCUUGGGUUACAAACGAGAGCGCGCGCCGUUCGUUCUCACUCCCGCCAUGGUCCAUGCCAUGGGUGACCAGUUCGACAUGUUCCGAGCCAAGUGCGUCCUGGCAUUUGCCGUCCUACGCGCGAAUGCGUCGCUCCUGAUCACCCUGCUCGAGCUUGCACUCAGCUCCGGCAUCCCGGAACUCACUCCAGACACGAUUCCAUGGCUCUCGACGUCCCUCAUGCUCGAUCUCACCGACGACGAAGCAACGGCGAAACUUGAAGCACUCAUCGACCAAGCCUUAUGCACCGUCACCACGCGGAUCAACCAUGCCACCCAUAUCCUAGCGCACUAGUUUUCAUACGCACGAAUUCGAUCCUUGUGCUCCUUCCAUGACUCUAUCGUGCGGCAAGCAGACACAUCAGUGCCGGUGCGACGAGUGCCCGGCGACCGCUGGCGCAAUGUAUCUUUACAUGUCAUCGAUGUCGAUCGCGUUGGAAUCAAUGGGAGCCGUCGACGGGGCUGCACGGUCCCCUCGCGCCUCAUCAGCGUCGACUUCAUCGAGGUCGAUUUCGUUCGGGUCCACUGGGAUGUCCGUGGCCACGUGCUGGACGACGUACGGCGUCGUGACGACAUGAGGAAGCUUGAGAAAGUUGAGCAGCGCGUCCGUUUGGGGAUUGCCUCCGUUCGUGUGAAUCGUCUGCACAAAUGGAUGCACCCAUCCGGGAAAUUCUCCAGGCAGGCGGGCUUCGAUCCACGAAAUGUCAUCCUGCGUGACCUCCAUGUCUUCUUCGGGCACGCGCGAUCUCAAGCGAUCUGCCGAUGCAAGAUG
This is a messenger RNA of Aphanomyces invadans, 3940 nucleotides long. RefSeq lists its product as hypothetical. The record is from RefSeq and is a predicted model, not a curated record. Gene Ontology annotation, cellular component: plasma membrane; cytoplasm; phosphatidylinositol 3-kinase complex. Gene Ontology annotation, biological process: phosphatidylinositol-3-phosphate biosynthetic process; phosphatidylinositol-mediated signaling; phosphatidylinositol 3-kinase/protein kinase B signal transduction. NCBI's taxonomy places the organism in Eukaryota, Oomycota, Saprolegniomycetes, Saprolegniales, Verrucalvaceae. The transcript is spliced from 9 exons. Bases 14 to 3463 code for a protein of 1149 amino acids. Gene Ontology annotation, molecular function: 1-phosphatidylinositol-3-kinase activity; 1-phosphatidylinositol-4-phosphate 3-kinase activity.